Messenger RNA from Adelges cooleyi (spruce gall adelgid), 1894 nucleotides. It is a transcript of the gene Stam, whose product is annotated as signal transducing adapter molecule 1. Gene Ontology annotation, cellular component: ESCRT-0 complex. The transcript has 2 exons. The record is from RefSeq and is a predicted model, not a curated record. Gene Ontology annotation, biological process: protein transport to vacuole involved in ubiquitin-dependent protein catabolic process via the multivesicular body sorting pathway. NCBI's taxonomy places the organism in Eukaryota, Metazoa, Arthropoda, Insecta, Hemiptera, Adelgidae. The coding region runs from base 231 to 1670 and encodes 479 amino acids. Gene Ontology annotation, molecular function: phosphatidylinositol binding; ubiquitin binding.
CUCGCCUUCGGCCUUUGUCAAAUUUUUAUUUUGUAUUGUAAUGGGUAAAUACUUUCAACUUAUUUGUCAUUAGAUAAAAUUCGUAACUUUUUUUAUUACUAGUAUUUCGUGAAUACCAUUUUUUAAGUACCUUGUUUUCAUGUAAAUUAUAAUUAUAAACGACAUUUUAUGUUUACAUUACCAAUAGAUAUUUGAGACGUAUUAAUAAAAAAACAUUAUUGCUUAUCAAAAUGGGAUCAUUUCUUUUGUCCUCCUCGUUUGAUGCCGACGUUGAAAAAGCGACAAGCGGCACUAGUACAACAGAAGAUUGGGCUUUAAUAAUGGAAAUUUGUGAUAAAGUGGGAGCGUCAUCUGUAAAUUCAAAAGAUUGUUAUAAAUCAAUAGUGAAGCGACUUAAUAACCAAGAUCCACACGUAGUCCUUCAAGCCAUAACAUUGUUGGAUGCCUGCAUAAACAAUUGCGGCAAGAAUUUUUUACUCGAAGUAGCGUCUAGAAACUUUGAACAGGAAUUCCGUAAAUUGCUAGCUAAAAAUGUGCAACAAAAAGUAGCCGAGAAACUUAAAUCUGUGCUCAAAAAAUGGGCUGAAAACGAAUUUAAAAACGAUCCUCAACUAAGUCUCAUUCCAUCAUUAUAUUCCAAAUUAAAACAAGAGGGAAUAGAUUUUUCCCUCGUUUCAGAUCCUCACACUUCAAAUGCAUCUAAAUCAAAAGAUUUGGUAACAUUGCAAGAAGUCGAUGAUAUAGCCAAAGCUAUUGAGCUCAGCUUACGUGAAACUGACCGUUCAACACAAAAAAAAAAUACGUUUGAAGUGGAUCGAAGGGCGAAUUUAAAAAAAGUCAAGGCCCUGUAUGAUUUUGAAGCCGCCGAAGACAAUGAAUUAUCGUUUUCGGCUGAAGAAAUAAUAUACGUUCUCGAUUCAUCAGAUCCUAACUGGUGGAAAGGAUAUACAGAUAAGCACUUAGAAGGGUUAUUUCCAGCUAAUUUUGUAACGACGGAUUUAACAAUUGCAAAAGAUACAGCCGAAAUAGUUAACGUUAAAAAAACUAAAGUUAAACAUUCUGCUGAGGACUACAAGUCUGUUGAGAUCGACGAGAGCAAAAUCGAUUCUUUGCUACAGCUAUUACGGGAGGCCAACCCUGAAGACGACAGCACGGAUACUGAAGAAAUGUUGAUUUUAGAAGCACAGGUCAACGCUAUGACACCAAUGAUUGAGGCGCAGCUCGAACAAUUAGAUAAAAAACAUUCCCAGCUCACACAGUUGUGUACAGAACUUUUAGAAGCAGUUAAGUUGUAUAAUAUUUUCAUGAAAGAGCCACCGGCGGCAGCUUACGGCCCCAAACCUCAUGAAAACCAUAUGCCACACACAAUGUCCCCUCAACAUAUGAUUCCUCCAGCUCAUAUGCAAAUGUACAACGGUAUGAUGGCAAAUUAUCCCCAAAUGCCCAUUGAACAUUACAUGGGCGGUUCUCAAUACUCCAUGAAUCCCGGACACGUAGUUCCCGGACCUCCAAUGCACGACCAACCACAAUACCAGAUGUCGCCAAAUAUGCAGAACGUACCCAGUUAUAAUCAAAUAUAUGGACAUCCUCAUGGUGGGCCUCCUGAAUCAUCGUUACCACAAGUAAUAAAUUAUGCUCCACAACCUCAACAACCACCUGAACAACAAUAGUCAAAUAUUCAUAAAAUUCAUUUAAUUUCCUCGCUUUAAUGUUUUAUUCUUAGCCGCACUAUGGAAAAUGUUUUAUCUGUUUUAUUUCUAAAGAUUUAUAAAUAAAUAUUAAAAUUUGAUUUGUAAUUGUCCAUUGUUAUAUGUAUUUAUUAUUUUUUUUUUUAUACAAAUGUUUAUAUAAAAUAAUAUAUAAGUAUACAAAUAAUAUAUUUAUAAUAUUUAUU